Messenger RNA from Wyeomyia smithii (pitcher-plant mosquito), 3818 nucleotides. RefSeq names its product structural maintenance of chromosomes protein 2 (gene SMC2). Gene Ontology annotation, molecular function: ATP hydrolysis activity; ATP binding; protein binding. Gene Ontology annotation, cellular component: chromosome. The record is from RefSeq and is a predicted model, not a curated record. Gene Ontology annotation, biological process: chromosome organization. The transcript has 5 exons. Lineage: Eukaryota; Metazoa; Arthropoda; Insecta; Diptera; Culicidae. The coding region runs from base 177 to 3719 and encodes 1180 amino acids.
CAACCGUCGUUGCUGUCAAAGCACCUUUACAAAAGUUAAACAAUAAAGCAAAAACCCAAGCGGUGGACGCCAGCUUCUGCUAGCGGAGGAAUUUACGGGGAAUAUCUCUCCUGAAUCAAAUAGAUUCGCGAUUUUUUCUCUUUGACUACGAUGCGCACUGUUUGAGAGCAACAAAAAUGUAUAUUAAGUCUAUUAUAAUCGACGGGUUUAAGUCCUACGGCAGGCGAACGGAAGUGCACGGUUUCGAUCCAGAGUUUAACGCCAUCACCGGUCUGAAUGGAACUGGUAAAUCCAAUAUAUUGGACUCGAUUUGUUUCGUUUUGGGAAUAUCCAAUUUGGUUCAUGUCCGAGCGACAUCCCUCCAGGAGUUGGUUUACAAAAGUGGCCAAGCGGGUGUCACCAAGGCUACCGUUACGCUGGUGUUCGAUAACACCGACAAGGAGCAGUGUCCGCUAGGAUACGAGAAAUGCAACGAGAUCUCGAUUACGCGCCAGAUUGUCGUUGGCGGGAAGAACAAAUAUUUGAUCAACGGAAAAACGGUCCAGAAUAAAAAGGUCCAGGAUCUGUUCUGUUCGGUGCAGCUCAACGUGAACAACCCGAACUUCCUGAUCAUGCAGGGACGAAUCACAAAGGUGCUGAACAUGAAACCGCAGGAGAUUUUAUCGAUGAUUGAGGAAGCAGCCGGAACCAGUGUGUAUGAGGCUAAACGGGAACAUUCGAUUAAGUUGAUCGAGAAAAAGGAUGCCAAGUUGAAUGAACUUUACACGGUACUGCGAGAGGAAAUUGAACCGAAGCUGGAGAAACUGCGUAAGGAACGCGCUCACUACAUCGAAUAUCAAAAGAUCUGCAGGGACAUUGAGUAUCUGACCCGGUUGUACAUCUCACACAAGUACUUGCAGUUUGUGAAAUCGCUCGAGAACUCGGAGAAGAGCAUUGCGGCAUUGAACGACAUAAUUGAUAAGAAUCGGCAAAAAAUUGAAAGCCACGUUAGCGAAUGUAAAGAACUGGAAAGUAGCGCUAAAGCGCUGCAAGCAACAAUCGACUCGGAGGGAGGCGGCGUUUUGGCGGAGUUGGAAGCCGAGCUGAGUGCCGAGAGCAAAAAGGAAGCGACAGCUUCAGCGGAACGCAAUAGUACAAAGGAUAGUAUCGGGGUUGAGCAGCGCAAGCUCAAAAAUCUACAAAAAAGUAUUAAGGACGACGAAGCUGCGCUGGAUAAAAAGGAGGCGGAAAUGCAACGCACUGGAGAUAAGUUUCAAAGCAUUAAGGACGCAUGCGAAGCGGAUGCUAAAGCUUUCGAUGAUGCUCAAAAGCGUUUUGAGGCGGUAAGUGCAGGGCUAUCGACGAACGAGGAUGGUGAAGCCGCGACGUUACAGGAUCAGCUGAUGAGUGCCAAGCAGAAAGCAGCAGAGUCUGCAACGGCAAUCAAACAGAGUGAAAUGGAACAGAAACACUGUCAACAGUUGCUGAAAGAAAAGCAAGGCGAUAUGAACUCCAGUGACGCAGCCUAUUUGCAGGAUAAAAAACAGCUGACCAACAUCGAGAACCAAAUUCAGAAAAUGUCGGCUGAAUUGCAAAACAUCGAUUAUGAGGAAGGAACUAUUGAACAGCUGCAAGAGCGAAAACAGGUUCUGUCCCAGGAAAUACGUGGGCUUCGUGGGGAGUUGGAUCGCAAGAAUGCUUAUCGGUGGGAAUUUCAAUACCGUGAUCCAGAGCCAAAUUUUGACAGGUCAGCAGUCAAAGGAAUGGUCGCUAAGUUGGUGUCACUUCGAGAUAGGAAAUAUGCUCUGGCGUUAGGAACGGCUGCUGGUGGCAGUUUGUAUAGUGUUGUAGUCGAUUCAGAUACCACCGGUAAGAAGCUGCUGCAGAAGGGUCAAUUACAAAGUCGAACCACGAUGAUUCCGUUGAACAAAAUCUCCAGCCGAUCGAUCGAUCAGGGCACCGUCAGGGUAGCGGAUAAUUUGGUUGGAAAAGGUCGUGCCGUUACGUCGCUAUCAUGCAUCGACUAUGAUCGUAGUCUAGAGCCGGCAAUGAAAUUCGUUUUCGGACAUUCGUUUCUGGCGGAAGACAUGAAUGUGGCCAAGCAGGUAACCUACCAUCGACAGAUUAUGUGCCGCACGGUGACACUGGACGGCGAUGUGGUGGAUCCCAGUGGAACACUGUCUGGUGGUGCCAAACCGAAAGGAGGCACCGUGCUGCUAGAGGUGGAAGAGAUCAACAGAAUACAGCAAUUGCUGGCACAGAAAGAGGCAGAUUAUCAGCAAGUGUGCGCCGAAAUUAGUAAAAUGGAACGCACUGCCCAUCGUUACAACCAGCUGAAGGAACAGUUAGAUUUGCGCAACCACGAGCUUAAAACCAUCCAGCAACGUUUAGCCCAAACUACUUUCCAGCAAGCUCAGGAGGAGAUCGAAGAGCUUAAGCAAAAGAUCGAAACUUUAAAACAAACAAUGGUCGAAGCCCGGCAGGCGCAAACGCAGGCCAACGCCAAGGUAAAAGAUCUGACGGCAAAAAUUGCCGACAGCAAGGGUCAUCGCGAGCGGGAACUGAAAGCUGCCGAGGAUGACAUGAAGCGGUUCAAGAAGCAAAGUGAAGACAGUCGCAAAAACUGGAAGAAACACGAGCAAAGCUUUGAGACGUUGAAGCUGGAAAUCGAAGAGCUAAAGAAGGAGAUCGCUAAUGCGCGGGAACAAGCUAUCAAACUUGAGGAAAGUAUCGCGGCACUGCAGGAGAAACUGCAGACUGCCAGUGAGAACAGUGAACAAAUGACAGCUGCCGUUGCUGUCGUGAAGCAGAAAAUUAAAGCUCACAAGGAUAAAAUUAACAGUCAGAAUAAGGAGCUGAAGGUGAAAUACCAUCACAGGGAUAAGUUAAUGAAACAGAACGAGGAGCUGGAACUGGAUAUCAAAAAGAAGGAGAAUGAAAUCACGAAGGUGAAGAACGAGAAUAAGGAUGGUUAUGAUAAAAUAUCGGCCCUCGAGGAAAAGUAUCCAUGGAUUACGGAGGAUAAGGAGUUCUUCGGUGUUAAGAACACGAGGUACGACUACAAUAAGGAAGAUCCACAAGAGGCGGGUCGUAAGCUGCACAAACUACAAGACUCUAAGCAGAAAAUGAGCAGGAAUAUAAACCAGAAAGCAAUGAUGCUGCUGGAACGCGAAGAAGAACAAUAUAAAGAAGUGAUCCGCCGGAAGCAAGUAGUGGAGGAUGACAAAAAGAAGAUUCAGAAAAUUAUUACUGACUUGGACGAAGAGAAGAAGAAACAGCUGAAGGUAGCUUGGACGGAAGUGAACGAGAACUUUGGCAGUAUUUUCAGCACAUUACUGCCGGGAACGCAAGCACAGUUGGUGCCUCCAGAUGGGGUGAACUUUAUGAAGGGAUUGGAAGUAAAGGUGGGAUUUAACGGCAUGUGGAAGGAAUCACUGACGGAGUUGAGUGGAGGUCAACGCUCUUUGGUGGCUUUAUCGUUGAUUUUAGCUAUGCUGAAAUACAAACCAGCCCCGUUGUAUAUUCUCGAUGAGGUGGACGCUGCCUUGGAUUUGUCCCACACGCAAAACAUUGGUAACAUGUUGAAGAAACAUUUCACUAACUCACAGUUUGUUAUCGUAUCGUUGAAGGACGGUAUGUUCAACAACGCUAACGUAUUGUUUCGGACCAAAUUUGUGGAUGGAAUGUCCGCCGUUACUAGAACAGUGAACAUUGCGCAGCUGAAAAAGGCUGGCCGGUGAUUCAUGAUUUACUCGAAAAACGUACGUGGAAAGUUUUUAGAUAGUAUACAAAUGAGGAAUUCUGUGAACUCUUUUAAUAAAUUUAAAGCUAUCAAAGUU